Messenger RNA from Micromonas pusilla CCMP1545, 2257 nucleotides. RefSeq lists its product as uncharacterized. The record is from RefSeq and is a predicted model, not a curated record. Gene Ontology annotation, cellular component: nucleus. The transcript has a single exon. The coding region runs from base 97 to 1689 and encodes 530 amino acids. Gene Ontology annotation, molecular function: DNA-binding transcription factor activity, RNA polymerase II-specific; RNA polymerase II cis-regulatory region sequence-specific DNA binding. NCBI's taxonomy places the organism in Eukaryota, Viridiplantae, Chlorophyta, Mamiellophyceae, Mamiellales, Mamiellaceae. Gene Ontology annotation, biological process: regulation of DNA-templated transcription.
ACGCCAGAACUGUCCUGUUGUCACGCCCUCUUCACCAGUUCAACAAGGAAUGGGAUCGCUAAGAUAUACGCGGGGUCAGGCUGUAUUACUUAUGUAAUGGAUUCUAUACUUCAAGAAACGGUUCGUGCAGGCAAAGCUGAAAAAACAGUACUUCCCAAGUUCGUUCGCCCGGCUCACGCUUGUCGGGAAGUGAAGCGCGACGCGACUACGAUUUCACACGAGUUCGGGCGCGGUCUGAUAAAUGACACAAAAAGUACAGUUACGACGACAGAAGAACACCAUGAUUGUGACAAAGAAGAUGGCAGCAGAAACUACAGUACUGGAUACUUCAACCACAGGGAACUUUCCAAACUUUUCUCCAUCGUUCGCGGUAUACCCUUUCCGUCAGAACUCAGUACUGCAGAAGGUUCAACGGACGUGUCGAAGUUUUCGUUGCCAAUGCUCUCCUCUGUUACUGCCACUUCAGUUACUUCCAGGAAACUUACUUUGCCACGAACAAUAACCAAAACAGUGGAAGCUGGUAUCCCCCUUGCUGCGCAUGGUUGUAGUAAUUCACUGCGUCAUGGAGACCUCAAGACAGUAGGUGCUCUGGGCACUGCAGUUAUAUUGUCUUCCUUGAACACGGACUCGUCCACCCUGGAUAUACUGCAGCAUUCAAAGCGGAGUACCGAUUUGAAGAGCGCAGACUACCUGCAGUGUCCAGGACCUGCAGCAGCGCAAAUUUAUGCAACUCAGCUUCAUCUUGAGGAAACUGGUUCAAAAGUACAGAAAAUGGUUGCUGUUGCCGAUAUAGAAAUACCAGAACCAGAGUCUAAGGGAAAUGGUAUAAAAGCAAAUACUGUCAAUAUCACAAGAACGGAUACUGUGCGCUCUGGAAUUCGAGAUGCAGAACCAAAGGUUAAUGUGCCAGUGCUGCUUUCAAUAUCUCCUCCGAUGGAAAAAGCAGCCAAUAACUUUGGUGUUCCGUUGCCUACUGAGCUAGCAACAGCAUUCUCUGGUGACUUUGAGAUGAUGAACGCUGAAGGCAGUCAUGCUGAAGGCAGCUAUGCUUUUGAAGCAAAUAGGUCACGAUCACGCAGCUGGCUUCCUUCUGAAGAUGAUUUGGUUCGUACCCUAGUUACAGAACACGGACCACGUAAAUGGAAGCUUAUAGCAACGCGACUAAAAACAAAGACGCAGAAACAGGUGUAUGCACGUUGGAGGGAUUAUCUUCAGCCUGGAUUGACCACAAAACCAUGGUCUAGAGAUGAACAGACGAGGCUCAUUGAACUACAGGCGCAUGUUGGUAAUCAGUGGGCUGUAUUAGCACGAUUGAUGCCAGGUCGCUCACCAAAUGCUAUCAAGAAUCGGUUUCAUGCAACGAAGCGUAAGUUAGAGCGGCGCAGUAAGAAAGAAGCAGACACCAUUAAACCUGUAGCUAACGAUUCCACGCGAUCGAGCGAGGACAUACCAAAGAAAUACGGCCAUCUGGACGCAGUCAAGGUGUCAAGUGGGAUUCCUAGUUCUGCGAUCCCUAGUUCUGAGCUUGAAAUGGAUGAUGACGAGUCGUUGGCUUUAGAAGGGUUGCUUUUAGCAGAUACACCUACUGCAUUGACUUCUCUACGAGAGAGGGAAGAUGCAGAUAACCAGUUUGACUCUGCCACUGCCCCGAACGAUGCCACUUCUGGCAUGGCAGUGCCCACAGAGUAAAGGAGCACGUUGCCAACUUUGAAGUGUUCAAACUUGUACAGUGAAAACAUUUAAUAUGGCGAGCAAAUAGCUUGCAGCAAGUGUUGUAGGAAUGCUACGAGUCAUUCAACAUUCAAAUCAUCAAAACAGGGAGAGCGACGGUCAUUAUUUUUCAAGAAGACUUUAGAGAGAUUUCCGAUUGCUAAUAAGCCUGUCUGUAAUCAGUUGUCUUAGCUCCUCGACUCCAAAACCUUCCUCUGCAGAAGCAACCAAUGCACCCUCUCCAAUCAAAUAAUAUGACGUAUUUACCGCUUCAAUGUCAUUUUUAUCCGACCAUGAAUAAUCUGAGUAUGAGGACACGCGUCCACCUAGUACAGGAACUAGUGUUGAUUUUGACAAAACAUCUACCCAGGGGCGGUGUAGCCCGAAACGCUCAUACAGUUCUGCCCGGAUAGAGAGUUGGUCAGCAACUGAAGUGCCACAUAGCCCACUCAAAUCUGUGAUAAAAAUUAUGCACGUAGGCAAGUGCUCCAGGGUGGCGAUGGUAAGCUUUUCAAUCUUAUUGCGAUUUCCUUCCGAGAAAGAGGGU